AUGGAUAGUUAUUUUGGGUAUAAAGAAUUACAAGCAUUGCAAAAUUUAUUAAAUCCUCCAAAAGAAGAUUCGGAUUCCGAAGAAUUGUAUCAAAAUGAUGUUAAAAGAAAAGGUCCAGGUGAUAUUAAAGUUCAGAAAGAAGUUCCUUUGGAUUGUGUAAAGCCGCACGCUCCUCUUAAAAAAGAAGAUGACGAUAUUUGGCAUUCUUCAGAAGUAUCAACUCAUUCUAAUUUAGAAAUAAACGAUCCAAGAAAAGUACCGGAGUAUGAAAUCAAAUUUAAGCAAUCGGUGAAGACCGAAGAUAUUUUUUUAAAUAUGGGUUUUAAAACAACAGGCACUGCAUCUUGCGAGUGGAUUACCGUUUUAAUAAAACUUCCUCAAGAAGUUCAAGAAAAAAUUGAAUUAUCCGUUGAACCAAAUGCAAUUGACGUACGUAGUCCUAAGUAAGUAAAUAUUUUUUUUUUAAUUUAAAUCAAAGCUUCUCAAGGUUUCCACUUGAUAACACUGUAUGGGGUCGCGACCCACAUUUUAAGAAGCUCUGAUUCAAACAAUACAUAUUUAUUCUUAUUGGAUUUAAUAAUUGUUAUUGUAUGUAUUAUAAUUUUAAAAAACGAUUCAAAUGUUUAAAUAAUUAUUAAUUGUAAGCAACGUUUUUACAGAUACAAGUUGCAUCUUCCAACGCCACACGAGGUGGAUCCUAACGCAUCACAUGCGAAAUGGCAUAAUAAUGUCGAUACGUUAGAAAUCACUUUGCGACUCGUACGAGAAUUAGAUGGUAUUAACUUUUAAUAAAUACA
Molecule: messenger RNA, 797 nt
Organism: Polistes canadensis
Lineage: Eukaryota; Metazoa; Arthropoda; Insecta; Hymenoptera; Vespidae
Gene: Dnaaf6
Product: protein PIH1D3
Exons: 3
Coding region: 1-447 (148 amino acids)
Biological process (GO): axonemal dynein complex assembly
Cellular component (GO): cytoplasm
Molecular function (GO): dynein intermediate chain binding; protein-folding chaperone binding
Source: RefSeq, a predicted model, not a curated record